GAAAACGCAAGACAGAUGCCUCGCACGCUCACGCAAGCGGAACCCGGCGUCGCACCGGUCGGUCACAGCAACGCGGCCGGGGCCGUCCGAGACAUCGCAUCGCUUGCUGGCGCCGGGCCUGUAGCCCGCAAUCCACCGGAUGUCGCCCGCGCGCGGCGACCAGCGACCCCGAGGAAUGCAUCGUCGCGCAUUUGCGGCACGCUCGCCGCCUGGCUCUCUGCGCGGAGCGGGACCGUCCCAGCGCAGGCGGUCGCCGACCAAGCGAAAGCGAUGGCCAGCACACUUGGCCUCGACGACUUUGCGGCCUCGCCGAUGUGGCUGGCCGCGUUCCUUCGCCGCUUUCCGGACCUCAAAGCCAAGGUGCUUCCCGGCCCGAAGAGCGCGCCCAUCAAGCGCAAGCGCAUGUCCCUCCAAGAGCAGAUCGAGAUCAUCGACGGCGUCGCAGCCGGCGCGUCCCAAGUGUCGAUGGCCGCGCGCUACGGCGUGCGGCGGCAAACUGUCUGCAAGAUCCUUCAACGCAGCGACGUGCUCCGGGCCGAGAUGCAACACCAGCAGACGCGUGGCAACAGCACGACAUCGCUCACGCGGCGAACGCUCACGGCCGUCUUCCCGACCAAAGCCAUCGACGACGCGCUCGUCGACUGGAUGCGCGCGCACAGCGGCCGCGUCACCAACACGCUCCUCCAAACCAAGGCCAAAGAGAUUGCCGACACGCUCGGCAUGCACGAGUUCAAGGCCUCGGGCGGGUGGCUGCGGCGGUUCAGCCUGCGCAACGGCCUCAACCUACGACGACCGAAGCAACUCGGCAACCCGAUCGAGAGUCCCCAAGCCGACGUGCGCGACGACAGUAGUAGUGGCUCGGACGACCAAGACGACGACGACCAAGACGCCGACGACCAAGACGCCGACGAUCAAGACACCGACGAUCAAGAUGGUGCAGUAAAGGCCAUCGAUGCAGCGAUCGAUGCAAUGCAAGGAAUACCUGGAAUGCAAGCGGACGCUGCAGAGAACCGUGCUGCGGAAGACGCCAGUGCCAUGAACAACCCGGCCAUGACGUGGCAGCCUCCGGUGCCGCCAGCAAACCCGCCCCCGUCCACCGUGGCGGCGAUCGAUGCCUAUCGCUGCCUACGCGCCUACGUCACGGUCCGAGGCGACGUUCGCGCCAUGGGAGAGCUCGACGAGCUCUAUCGUCGCCUCCUACAGCCUCCAAACAUCGUUCACUUGUAAUUCUACUAGACCAAUGCCAUCCAUUCCUGAGUCUUGCAUCUCGUCAGCAACAUUAUUGGACUGAGCACUCUUCAACUAAAACUUCGACUAAAACGAAACCACGCUACCUCGUU
Saprolegnia diclina VS20 is the source of this 1340-nucleotide messenger RNA. RefSeq lists its product as hypothetical. Gene Ontology annotation, molecular function: DNA binding. Gene Ontology annotation, cellular component: nucleus. The transcript has a single exon. Lineage: Eukaryota; Oomycota; Saprolegniomycetes; Saprolegniales; Saprolegniaceae. Bases 16 to 1227 code for a protein of 403 amino acids. The record is from RefSeq and is a predicted model, not a curated record.